CAUGCUCUCGCACUGCCCAACCACAAAUGCACAGAUCCAUGGCCACCUUCUAGCUUAGCUUCUCCAGCCAAAGCUAAAUUAAUGGCGGCUUCUUCUCCUCCCAUUGUCAUGGAGGCCAAGAAGAAGUGCCCAUCAGCUGCCAUGUGGCCGUGCUUGUCUCCCCGGGCGGCAGUGCUCAUUGCGCUCCUCCUCUUGCCGGCGGCCAUGGCGGCGGCGGCGGCGGCGGCCGGCGGCCACGGCGAGGAGAUGAAGUCCAUCUACGCCGGGCCCAAGGUCGUGCCCGUGCGGCUGGGCCGGCCGGCGUUCGGCCCGGAGAGCCUCGCCUUCGACCACCGCGGCGGCGGCCCCUACACCGGCGUCUCCAACGGCCGCGUCCUCCGGUGGCGCGCCGACCGCCGCCGCCCCGGCUGGACCGAGUUCGCCCACAACUACAAGCACGCGACGGUGGCGGAGUGCGCAGCGAGGAAGAAGGCGGCGGCGGCGGCGGAGAGCGUGUGCGGGCGGCCGCUGGGGGUGCAGUUCGACCGGAGGACGGGCGAGAUGUACAUCGCGGACGCGUACCUGGGGCUGAUGAGGGUGGGGCGGCGCGGCGGGAUGGCGGAGGUGGUGGCGGCGGAGGCCGGCGGCGUGGCGCUCAACUUCGCGAACGGGGUGGACGUCGACCAAGCCACCGGCGACGUCUACUUCACCGAUAGCAGCACCACGUACAAGCGGAGCGACUACCUGCUGGUGGUGCUCUCCGGCGACGCGACGGGGCGGCUGCUCCGGUACGAGCCGCGGACGGGCAACGUCACCGUGCUCGAGUCCGGCCUCGCCUUCCCCAACGGCGUCGCCGUCAGCGCCGACGGCACCCACCUCGUCGUCGCCGAGACGGCCUCCUGCCGGCUGCUCCGCCACUGGCUCCGCGGCAGCAACGCCGGCGCCACCGAGGUUCUCGCCGACCUCCCCGGCUACCCGGACAACGUGCGCCACGCCGCCGCCGACGGCGGCCGCGGCGCGUCGUACUGGGUCGCGCUCAACCGCGACAAGGCGUGGACCGUGAACGGCACGACGCCGGCGUCCGUGGCCGCCGUCAGGGUGGUCGUCGACGACGGCGGCAGCAAGGUGGACGUGGCGCUGCGCGGGUUCGGCGGCGCCACGGUGAGCGAGGUGGUGGAGCGGAACGGGUCGCUGUGGUUCGGCUCCGUCGACACGCCGUACGUCGGCUUGCUCAAGCUCACCUCGCUCUAGCUUAGCUUAGCUGCUUUACCGCGCACGUGCCAAAUUCGAGCUCUAUUAAUAUUAUUUUUUUAGAAAAAAGAAACAACGUGCCAAUUAGAUGUUUGGUAACACAAGGAUUCGUUCCGGGACGGGGAUGAUAGGUAUAACAAGAAAUUUAUAAUAGGUACAACAAAAAACCGUGAUUCAUUCCGGGUCGAGUACCAAUUUACUCAUAUUAAGUACAACAAAACAUCCGGAUUAGUUCCACACCUCUUGACUAGCAGAUUGAUUUCUAGUCUCUUAUUGUCCAUAUCAUGUGUAAAUUGGUUUCCAGCCCAGAAUGAAUCCCGUUCUCUCAUUAUAUAUAUCAUAAAUUUCUUACUAUACUUGUCAUUCCCGGUUCGGAUUGAAUCCUUGUGUAACCGAACGAGGCCUAAUCCUGUUUGGUAGCUAGAGCCAUGUGUCUCAGUGGUAAAAUUUUAUGGUAAAAAUCAUGUCUCAAAAUAUUUAUGACCUAUGAAUAGUCUUCUCCGAUUCCUACGUUGCAUAGGUGCAACAUCAAACAAGAGGUUGUCGAUGAUGUCGUCGUUGAAAGUGAGUGAUGUUUAGAGUGUUGUUUGCAAGCGAAAAUGGUAUUUUGUUGGCAUCUGUUUGUCAACCUUAACUUCGUUCGUGGGAUUUGCUUUGGAAUCACGAGAGAGGUUUAUACCAACAAGGAUCAUCUCGAUUGAAGUAUAUACACAUGUCACAAUCUGCAAUGCAAAUAUUAUAUGAUCAAAGCGCAUCAGACUUCAAUACAAUGCUUUCCAAUUGUUCAUAAAUCAUCAUAACAUCCAAAUAAAGAAUUUGGGGGUGAACUUCCUGUAAAUGGGGAAGAAUUUCCCAUGUUUCAGACAGCCGAUUAGUUUGAUAAAUAAUGCAUGGCAAAA
Molecule: messenger RNA, 2129 nt
Organism: Oryza sativa Japonica Group (Japanese rice)
Lineage: Eukaryota; Viridiplantae; Streptophyta; Magnoliopsida; Poales; Poaceae
Product: protein STRICTOSIDINE SYNTHASE-LIKE 10
Biological process (GO): biosynthetic process
Cellular component (GO): endomembrane system
Molecular function (GO): strictosidine synthase activity; hydrolase activity
Source: RefSeq, a predicted model, not a curated record